AUGAGGCCAACUGCAUCACCACCGCCGAAGUCAAACGCGAAGCCCGCAAAUGCCAACUACUCCUCCUCACCGCACCAACGCUCAACUGCCCCCAUGCUGCCCACGGUGUUAGCAGAUGCUCCUGGCACCAAUCACUCUUAUUGGACGUCUCCAAACGAAAUGCAGCACCCGGACUACUUCAGCCGCUGUCCUCCGGUCCUCGCCCCCCACGCUAACCCUUCUUCUUAUCCCCCGCCGCCAUCCUCCACCAUCUUUCCGGCCUUAACAUCUGAUGUGGCGACUCCUGCCAUCACCACCACUGCACAGAAUCCUGACGCAUUAUCAAACAGCAACCUCAUCCCUGCCAACCCCAGUCAUGUGGACUCUAUCCACACCUACCCUCAUUACGAUCGCACCUUCACCUCACGCAUCAACCUGGUCGAACACUUGCGCAUCCAUCGUACAGAGAUUGGCAAACUAAUGUCAGGAGCACCACCCACACCUGCCGCAUCCGCCUCCACUGUCCACACUGCCCCCGCAUAUUCGCCCAUCUCAUUGGCCUACUAG
Molecule: messenger RNA, 546 nt
Organism: Spirometra erinaceieuropaei
Lineage: Eukaryota; Metazoa; Platyhelminthes; Cestoda; Diphyllobothriidea; Diphyllobothriidae
Source: the annotation of a GenBank genome assembly